Messenger RNA from Closterium sp. Yama58-4, 1404 nucleotides. The record is from the annotation of a GenBank genome assembly. NCBI's taxonomy places the organism in Eukaryota, Viridiplantae, Streptophyta, Zygnematophyceae, Desmidiales, Closteriaceae.
AUGUUACUUUUUGUCCAACUGUCCUCUUUUGCUCACCCACCUUCCCUCCCCACUUCAGACACAUGUGUGCUCAAGAGGUGUGGUGGCAACGGCACAUGCACCAAGGACAGCAAUGGAGUGCCCUCCUGUGUUUGUGACGCGGGAUUUGUUCUUAAAUAUGACAACAGGACAUGCAUUGACAAAUGUGUGCUCAAGAAGUGUGGUGGCAACGGCACGUGCAUCAAGGACAGCAAUGGAGUGCCCUCCUGCGUUUGUGACGCGGGCUUUGUUCUUAAAUAUGACAACAGGACAUGCAUUGACAAAUGUGUGCUCAAGAAGUGUGGUGGCAACAGCACGUGCAUCAAGGACAACAAAUGUGUGCUCAAGAAGUGUGGUGGCAACGGCACAUGCACCAAGGACAGCAAUGGAGUGCCCUCCUGUGUUUGUGACGCGGGCUUUGUUCUUAAAUAUGACAACAGGACAUGCAUUGACAAAUGUGUGCUCAAGAAGUGUGGUGGCAACGGCACGUGCAUCAAGGACAGCAAUGGAGUGCCCUCCUGCGUUUGUGACGCGGGCUUUGUUCUUAAAUAUGACAACAGGACAUGCAUUGAAAAAUGUGUGCUCAAGAAGUGUGGUGGCAACGGCACAUGCACCAAGGACAGCAAUGGAGUGGCCUCCUGUGUUUGUGACGCGGGCUUUGUUCUUAAAUAUGACAACAGGACAUGCAUUGACAAAUGUGUGCUCAAGAAGUGUGGUGGCAACGGCACGUGCAUCAAGGACAGCAAUGGAGUGCCCUCCUGCGUUUGUGACGCGGGCUUUGUUCUUAAAUAUGACAACAGGACAUGCAUUGACAAAUGUGUGCUCAAGAAGUGUGGUGGCAACAGCACGUGCAUCAAGGACAACAAAUGUGUGCUCAAGAAGUGUGGUGGCAACGGCACAUGCACCAAGGACAGCAAUGGAGUGCCCUCCUGUGUUUGUGACGCGGGCUUUGUUCUUAAAUAUGACAACAGGACAUGCAUUGACAAAUGUGUGCUCAAGAAGUGUGGUGGCAACGGCACAUGCACCAAGGACAGCAAUGGAGUGCCCUCCUGUGUUUGUGACGCGGGCUUUGUUCUUAAAUAUGACAACAGGACAUGCAUUGACACAUGUGUGCUCAAGAGGUGUGGUGGCAACGGCACAUGCACCAAGGACAGCGUUGGAGUGGCCUCCUGUGUUUGUGACGCGGGCUUUGUUCUUAAAACUGAUGGAAGGACAUGCACUGCCGCCUCGACAGACACAUGUGUGCUUAAGAAGUGUGGUGGCAACAGCACGUGCGUGAAGAGCGCUGCAGGAGUGGCGUCCUGUGUUUGCAACACUGGAUUUGUGCUGCAACCUGAUGGCUUCACUUGCACCGGUAUGCGAUGGGCCAUGUGGCCUGUUCAGUAA